Molecule: messenger RNA, 1009 nt
Organism: Olea europaea var. sylvestris
Lineage: Eukaryota; Viridiplantae; Streptophyta; Magnoliopsida; Lamiales; Oleaceae
Product: arginyl-tRNA--protein transferase 1-like
Exons: 2
Coding region: 324-650 (108 amino acids)
Source: RefSeq, a predicted model, not a curated record
UUUUUUUUAUUCACUAGAUUAUUUCUGUUUGUAAAAACUGAUGCUCCAUUCUGGAUUGCAGAUCUAUAAUUUUAUUACAUAUAGUAGUUUUAGCACUUCCUCGUGAUUGUUAACAUAUUUGGAGUCUUAUAUGUGAGCUACCAUAAGCAUCCUGAUCUCUCUUUUUAGUCAUUAUCUCUAACACGAGACUGUCUAGGUGGGUUCCAUAUGAUGUUGCGAAGGUACUUCUAGACAGGAGAAAGUAUGUGGUCUUAUCUGAUUUUGAUCCUUCACAAAAUGGAGAUUCAUCAUCAGCCCAACCUAGAAAUAUUACUGAUAAUUAUAUGGAAAUGGAAGAGCAACAUGAUGACCCUUUCCAGGAAGGUUCAAAUGACAUUUAUUUUAAUAAUGAUGAAGAAAUGACCGAACUUGAUUCAGAGGAUUCAGACAAUGAAUCAGACUCUGAAUCCAGUGAUCCAACAACAGUGGAAUCAGAAGAUGUUGAUGCCAGUAAUAUUUUGAUAGGGUUAAAGGGAGCUCAUCUUAAAUACAAGGAUCUUCAACAAGCGUUUGAUCCCAGUCACAGAAAGUUCAUUGAGACCCAGUUGCAUCGAUACCAGAUAGUUGUGGGAAAGGAGCUCUCUGAGAGAAUGGCUUACUCACUAGGAUGAUUUAUAAAUCUUGUGUUAUCUUAAUUGAAAUUCGAAGGUAUGCUUCUUGGAGCUUGUGCAUUCGAGCUUGUGCCUUCUCAAUCGCCAAAAUUUGCAUGUUGUUUUCGAGAAGUCUUUUUGCACUUGGUGAUGUAUUCUCUGAAUCUGCUCACUCAAAUUAGAUGGCUUGGAAGUAGUUCUUAUAUGUUUAAGAUUAAAACUUUUUGUUAUUUUCUAUAUAUUUAAUCUGUGGUGGGAAAAUAAAAAACUUAUUUUUAUCCAUAGAAUUCUGGAUUUAUAUGGAUACAUUCUAAAAGUUAAUGGUUUGUAAACUCGUGAUGAUAUUAUAUACUAGGCUGUGUUUUUAUUUUGAUCCAAAA